Folsomia candida is the source of this 5360-nucleotide messenger RNA. It is a transcript of the gene Wdr62, whose product is annotated as mitogen-activated protein kinase-binding protein 1. Lineage: Eukaryota; Metazoa; Arthropoda; Collembola; Entomobryomorpha; Isotomidae. The coding region runs from base 969 to 4874 and encodes 1301 amino acids. Gene Ontology annotation, molecular function: protein binding. Gene Ontology annotation, biological process: regulation of mitotic cell cycle; mitotic spindle organization. Gene Ontology annotation, cellular component: mitotic spindle. The transcript is spliced from 26 exons. The record is from RefSeq and is a predicted model, not a curated record.
ACCCCAAAAGUCGUGGUGAUGCACAAGAAGGGUGCUAAAGAAAUGCAUUGCAUAUUAUUUAUUAUGCACUGGCUGUAGUAUGUUUUCGCUGUUCAUCUUCUUUUCUGUGCCGAGGUGGUGGUUGGUUGGUUGGUGGUUGUUAUACUUCUUCUCAAUUCUUGCAUUUGUGAUUUUUUGCAAAUAUUUAUUUCACAGUUGGCCGGAUAUUGAAGGUAGCGAGAGGACACACGGCGCCCCCACACUUUCCCCCCACGACUACCACCACCCAAAGCUGCGCCCCGUUCCAACCUCCAGAUCCCGAGAUAAAACGAUACGACGGCUCAGGUGGUCGAGAAAAAUUAAUUAAUUAAUAAUAACAUACGUCUUUUUCUUGAUAAUAACGUAAAAAUUCUUCGGCUCGUCUUCUCUCUUAGUAAACAGCUUGUUUCGUUCGGCAGCUAAAAGAAUAAAAUAAAUAAUGGUCCAUAAUUUGGCGAAUGUUGUUAGUCAGUUAAAAUAAAUUUAAUUUUUAACGUCACGCUACACUCCUUGAAAUUGUGAUGUGGAUGUUAAGUACAGUUCAGUGUCGAAUAAAGAAGGAAUAGUGAAGAUAUUUCGUAAUUUGCAAUUCAAUUUGGUUUUGUCUGGGAUCAAAUACAAUAUCGGAUGAUCUGAAGUUUAAGUUUAUUAAUAAUAAAUAAAUAUCUCAGUUAUCUGUCCAAGUUGGAAUGAGAGAUUAGAGAUCUGAUGAUAACUACUGAUAAUUAAAUUAUGUGUUAAUUCUGUAAAGCAACUGUGUACAUGGAGAGAAUCAGUGUGAAGUUGAUAAGCUAGUAGAUUGUACAUAAUUACAACAACUGGACUUUAGAUAAAAUACUUCAGUCCAUCUUCUUGCGAAUCUGGUCAAUUCAUUGUUGAAUAACUGCUCGUUUAUGACGGAAAACGGAACUUCAUAAAUAAUAACGCACCUCCACAGUACGGAAAGUAUUAUGGAAGAAAAUGACGAUAAGAUUCGAAUUGACAGAAUAUUAGGAUCCUCAGUAACCAGCAAUGCUCAUUUUAGCUCGGAUUCAAACGGCCUCGUGGCCUAUCCUGCUGGGAAUACCAUUGUGCUUCUUGACACGGGAAGUGGGACGGUGGUGACACAUAUAGUUUUAGAGACGCGGAAAUCCAUUAGUGCCUUGCAGCUAAAGAGCAACUCCCUCCUGUUUGCAGCGUCCGAAGAUUCUAAUUGUCUACGAGUGAUAAAUUGGCAGUCUGGAGUUAUAAAAGAUAUCUCCCCGUGUCAAAAUGUUGUUUGCACGGCCGUUUCGACCCUACUGGGCGUUCUCGUUACUGUGGGAUCGGAUCGUGUAGUUUCGGUAUGGGAUUUCAAAGGACUUCUUGCCAACAGCAACGGCAUAAGUCGAAAUGGGAACGGUGGUGCCACGCCUACGACUACGCCAACCGGUAGUAGUAGCUCGACGAAUCGUGGAAGAAAAUUGGCAUCUAGCUCUGUAGCUUGUAAAGUUUCCUGCGUAGCAUUUUCUCCAGACGGAAAUUACUUUGUCACGGGGGGUACGAGGCAUCUAAAGUUUUGGUAUCUUCAACUUGGAAAGAACGAGUGUGUUUUAACGGGUCGACCUGCAAUCUUGGGAAGUGAACAUUCAAACGCUGACUUUAAAGACGUAAUCACAGACGGCAAUGGGACUUAUGCCGUGGCCAAUUUUGAUGGGACUGUUUCAGCCACAUUGUGCCAAUUUGAUGAACGCCGCUUCCUCGACAAGUGGGUUCAGCUCAAGACUAAGCAAGCGUUAUGUAUGACAAUGGACGAUGACCUUUUGUACAUUGGCUGUGCAGACGGAAUUGUGAGAUGCUUUCGAUCUGGGAGACUAGAUUUUGUAGCAACGUUACCACUUCCACAUCAUUUAGGAGUCGAUGUUGCAAAAGCUACAGAUAUCGCAUCUUUGUCAUCUCACCCUCCUAGUUCAAAGUUUCCAAAUGUACUUGGAAUUUGCGCUCCAGGCGGUAAGAAAAUCAUCGCAUCUUAUGCUGAUCAUUCAUUCUACGCCUGGGAUGUUCAAGACAUCAAAAGGGUGGGAUUGUCAAAUUCUUGGCUCUACCACUCGGGCUGUAUUUGGGAUCUGGCUCUGGGACCAACCCAAGCCUCAGGCUUGCCUGGUGGAGCAGUACUUCACUGGCCUGCGUUUUUAACUUGUUCCAACGAUGACACGGUCAGAGCGUGGGAUAUAACGAGUCAAAUGAAGACAAAUCUCUUAAGCCAGGAAUGUCUGGAUAUCAAAUACAUUUCUACUCGAUAUCUGGAUUCGCCCUUAUUUAUUUCUCACGGGAAUGGCGUUCGAUGCGUAGGCGUUGGAUCUUCAUUUAUAUGCUGUGGAGACCGGCAAGGGAACUUUAGAUUAUGGAGGUCCAAAUCCACCAAUGAAUUAAUUAAAAUCAAAGCGCACAAGGAAGAAAUUUUGUCCAUGGAUGUUAAAGGCUGUUUGGUGGCUACAGCGUCAAGGGAUGGUAGUGUUAAUUUAUAUUUAAUUGAUCAGGAAAUUGAGCGAAUCGCAUCGCUUCAAGAACAUAAAGGAUCAGUGACAAGUGUUAAAAUAUUAACAUCUGACCGAACAGUUCCUCAUUCCGUUCACGUGGUAUCUUGUGGGGCGGAUAAAAGUUUAGUGAUUCGACAAAUGUUUCCCAAAGAUGCUAAUCAAGUUCUAGACGUAUCACAAUUAGUAGAAGGGAAAUAUGAUGGCGAAGUUGACGUUCGAGUUAGUUCAGUAAUUACCAGCAAAACUCCACUAUUUGACUUAGAAGCAGAUAUCGGAGGAAAACAUGCAUUGGUGGCUUGUCAAGAUGCCUGUGUUCGAGUGUACAAUAUUGCUACCGGGAAACAUAGCAAAACAUUACGCAGUUCAGUUCCAGAUGUAAACUUGGGAACUAUAAUUAAAGUAACUCUAGAUCCAAGUGGGUAUUAUGUUGCCGUUGCUUCCACCGAUAAGAGUAUUACGAUCUUCGAUUAUUAUAAAGGCGACGUUGUUGCAUCUCUGCUAGGACAUUCCGAGUUGGCUACAGCUAUUGGGUUUACUCCAGAUUUUCAGAACCUCAUCUCCGUAGGUGGAGAUUCUUGUAUUAUCGUUUGGUCUCUUUCAAGAGAAAUGGUUGUGACAAUGGAGACCCGAAUGUCGGAAAAAAGAUCUCGAAAGAAAUCAAUCACUCCCGUACAUAAUACACCGACACCGGUUACGCCAACACCCACACCUAACCCACCUUCACCUGUCAGAGCGGAUUAUCGUUUCAGCUUUGGUCAGCUUCCCGAUUGGGCUAAGAAGCAAAUGAAACCUGCAACUGAAAGUUCAAGUCCUAUCCCACCAAUCCCACCUAAAAAACCUAACGUUUCAAUGCCACAAGGAAAAUGGAGUGAAAGAGUUGAACAAUCAUCGGGGGCUUUAACCAUCAAGUCCUUUUAUCACUCCGAUACAGUAGUUCCUGUUCCAUUUAGUAAACCCCAAGUUGCUCCACCUCCUGUACCAAAAGAAAGCUCACUUGAAAGCCAUGAUAGCUUCGGAACUGAAAAUUAUCCUAGAGAAAAAGUUGGCUCUGAUCGUGAAAAUGAAGGCAUCAGUUUAGAAGUGCCUGUCACUAGUAAUUUUAAACAGUCACAUUACAAAGAGGGGGGUCAGGAUGGAGAUGACGAAGAGUCGACAGAUUUCUAUUCAGAUGUUGGUAAAUCAACUGAUGGAGAAACAACAGAUAAAAAAGCACAACUUCCCAGACCAAAACCAAGAUCAGACAGAGAUACGGAUUCUGACGGAAGUGUUUCUAGAAGUUUUCAGAAACGAUUUCACCCAUUCAAAGAUUCUUCAUCAUUGAAAGUUGAGCAAGAACCGUAUGAAAUAGUUCGAAGUAAAAAUGCAGAACUUAUUAUGUCGGUCAAGCUGAAAAAUCGUGAAAUGUCGAAAAGUCGUCUGGAGCUUGAAAAACGAUUAGAAGAAACCAAGAAAAAGUUACAAAGUAUCGGGUACAAAUCAAUGAGUCAAUCCACACAAGAUCUGAGUCUAAGAGGAAGUUACGGGAAAGAAUAUCUGGAGGAUUCCGAUGAUGACAUUGGUGACGACGAUGGUGGAAAUAUUCGACGAGCAUGUUCCCUUUCUGAUUUAAAUAACCUGCCUGCUACCAAUGGUUCUUCUACGGGACGAAGAAAACGGUCUUUUCAUAGACACAGAAAUAAUGAACGGAGCCGAAGUGGAAAUACGGGUAUAUUUGAUCCACAGAAUCUUUUAACAAGAAGCGUAUCGGUGUCUGCUUUAACGAAUCAAGCGCAGAGUGAUUCAGACCACGAGUCCUUGCAUGCUGCUACACCCUCCUACAUGUCGAAAACCAUCAGCUCUCAAGGUAAACUUAGGAGAAAGCCUACGACAGUCGUUUCAGCUUACUCUCAAUCGCAAGAAAACUUGAUGCGGGAUGGUGGACCCAGUGGGGGAGGACGUCUACGUGUUUCCGCUAGCGAGCAAAAUCUUACCAAAAUUGGAUCUUCGAAAGCUCCUACACCAAUGCCAAGAAGUAGAAUGAAUGCACCAAACAUGAAAAAACCUCAACAAGUUCACGGUAUUGCUCGCGGAAUGGUUGGAAUUGUUACUGGAGUUCGUCAAGGAGAAAAUGAUGAUGGUUCUUUAAAUGUGGUGACUGCAUCGACCAGCGUAGACGCUUUGAAAAAGUCACUCGACCAAGUUAUAAUGCUUCGACAUCGAGUCUACCAUGAAAGUAUUCCACAUGAGGCUCCAAUUUGCAGAAUUCUUGACGACGGUUUACGAUCUGUGCAACGAACGCUGCAAGAAUCAAUCCACUUUCAACAAGAAACUACCACUAGGCCUAAAAUUUUCGCGGAAAAUGAACCAACCGUAUUGUAACAUUAUGAUCCCGGUCGAUUAAACUCGUAAAUCCAGAAUAGUAUAAUAUGAAGCAUAAGUUUCUUUCUGACAAAUACAUGUAUGACAUUAUCAAAGGAAAUUCAAUAGGCAAUAAUAAUUCUGGCGAAAAAUGUGCUCACCUUAUGUAUGGUAAUGACUGAUAUUGCAAUUUUGUCAUAUUAAAUACUAAUCACGGAGUUACAUUCAUGUCCGUACAGCUAAUCUUGUUCAAAAAAUAAAGGACCAAGUGCUUCCUUCAAGUCAGGUAGGCGUAAUGAGUAUUACUCCCUGAUGAAUAAGGUAGUCAGGAAGUUUUUAAUUUUAUAUGCAAUUUAUUAAAAUAAAUAGGACCCGAAAUUAUCUUACCAUUAAAAUUCAUACAUAUUAUACAUUGAUUAAAGUAUUAGUGUAAUUGUGAUUUUGUACAAUUCAAUUAAUGUGUCCAACUGGUGAUUGCUAAAAUAAACUUGAGAAUAAUAAAAUGUA